Messenger RNA from Carlito syrichta (Philippine tarsier), 763 nucleotides. Its product is annotated as ATP-binding cassette sub-family A member 2-like. The record is from RefSeq and is a predicted model, not a curated record. NCBI's taxonomy places the organism in Eukaryota, Metazoa, Chordata, Mammalia, Primates, Tarsiidae. Gene Ontology annotation, cellular component: membrane; intracellular membrane-bounded organelle. Gene Ontology annotation, molecular function: lipid carrier activity; ABC-type transporter activity. Gene Ontology annotation, biological process: transmembrane transport; lipid transport. The annotation marks the transcript as partial. The transcript is spliced from 5 exons.
AUGAUGGAGCGCGCCAUCGUCAACACCUUCGUGGGCCACGACGUGGUGGAGCCGGGCAGCUACGUGCAGAUGUUCCCUUACCCCUGCUACACGCGGGACGACUUCCUGUUUGUCAUCGAGCACAUGAUGCCCCUGUGCAUGGUGAUCUCCUGGGUCUACUCUGUGGCCAUGACCAUCCAGCACAUCGUGGCCGAGAAGGAGCACCGGCUCAAGGAGGUGAUGAAGACCAUGGGCCUGAACAACGCCGUGCACUGGGUGGCCUGGUUCAUCACAGGCUUCGUGCAGCUGUCCAUCUCGGUGACCGCGCUGACCGCCAUCCUCAAGUAUGGCCAGGUCCUCAUGCACAGCCACGUGCUCAUCAUCUGGCUCUUCCUGGCGGUCUACGCCGUGGCCACCAUCAUGUUCUGCUUCCUGGUGUCCGUGCUGUACUCCAAGGCCAAGCUGGCCUCUGCCUGCGGUGGCAUCAUCUACUUCCUGAGCUACGUGCCCUACAUGUAUGUGGCGAUCCGCGAGGAGGUGGCACACGACAAGAUCACGGCCUUUGAGAAGUGCAUCGCGUCCCUGAUGUCCACAACGGCCUUUGGCCUGGGCUCCAAGUACUUCGCCCUGUACGAGGUGGCGGGCGUGGGCAUCCAGUGGCACACCUUCAGCCAGUCCCCCGUGGAGGGCGAUGACUUCAACCUGCUUCUGGCCGUCACCAUGCUCAUGGUGGAUGCCGUGGUCUACGGCGCACUCACCUGGUACAUCGAGGCCGUGCACCCAG